Cylicocyclus nassatus is the source of this 498-nucleotide messenger RNA. NCBI's taxonomy places the organism in Eukaryota, Metazoa, Nematoda, Chromadorea, Rhabditida, Strongylidae. The record is from the annotation of a GenBank genome assembly.
AUGUUUAUGUUUGCUAAACUUUCAUAUGUGCCAGUAGCCUAUGGAGUUCGCACUAACUUCCGGAUAUCUCUUAUGCGUCUUUCUACCACCCAUUGUGGGCCCACGGAGGUCUUCAAUGAAGGUAUAGAGCGAACGGCGUCAUUCGGAAGCGGAGGAAUGCUCAAAUGGAGGGAUUGUCAGAGUGUAAUUACUCAACUGCUUCUCUUUUGCCUGUGUGCAGCUAUUGUGAGUGCGGCGAGAGCAAAGCAUGACAACUGCAGAUCCGAAAAACUGAGAGAGUUAAUAUUGGAAACCGUCGGAAUUUAUCCACAUCAAUACAGCUAUCAAGCAAAGUAUUUGAAACAACAAGCAGAGCAGCGAUUCGGUAAUUGGUGGAGUGCUGUUAUCGUUGGUGAUCGAGGAGGCUAUGGCAUGAGCGCGGUUUACGACAAGUAUAGGAACACAAGCUGCGAAAUGCAAUUGUUCGGUACCUACUACUGGAUAGGGCGCACGUGCUGA